UCUCUUUACUGGACUCCAAUGUGGCUUUAAAUGUAAAAUUAGAUAUGUCUGCCAUUCUCCCUGGAACCUCCAGCUUGGGGACAUUUUUCUUUUUCCUAAAGUAUGUCCUUUAAAAGUUCCAUUCAGGGACCCUUACCACGGCCCUGACCCCGACCCACCUAGGUAUGGCCCGGCAUGUAUUCCUCACGGGGCCCCCAGGAGUUGGAAAAACAGCGUUGGUCCAGAAAGCCAGUAAGAUUUUAAAAUCCUCUGGUGUGCCUGUCAAUGGAUUUACGCAAAAGUCAGACAAGGAGGAAAUAGGAUUCAACGUUGUCACAUCAUCCUGCGCGCAGGAAGUUUGGUCUAGAAUUGGGUCAGAGCCUCUGCCUGGAAAACGCCAGUGCAGAGCUCGGCAGUACGUGGUGUAUCUGACUCCCUCGGAGCAGUCGCCACUUCCGGUCUUGAGGAACGCGGGUCCCAGCAGAGGCCCAGGGCAGAGGGUGUGUGUCAUGGAUGAGACUGGGAAAGUAGAGCUGCUCAGUCAGCCUUUCGUCCAGGCUGUUCGUCAGACGUUGUCCACCCCAGGAGUGUGUAGUUCUGGGCACAAUCCCACAACUAAAGGAAAGCCGCUGGCCUUCGUGGAAGAGCUGAGAAACAGGUACGAUGUUCGGGUGUUCAGCGUCACCAAGGAAAACAGAAACCACCUUUCACCAGAUACUGUGACGUGUGUGCAGAGUGGCAGGAAGUGAAGACGGUUUGCGGCCCUGCCUUGUGCACUUGAAGAGAUGUGCGGG
Messenger RNA from Leopardus geoffroyi (Geoffroy's cat), 773 nucleotides. Its product is annotated as cancer-related nucleoside-triphosphatase-like. Gene Ontology annotation, molecular function: ribonucleoside triphosphate phosphatase activity. The transcript has a single exon. NCBI's taxonomy places the organism in Eukaryota, Metazoa, Chordata, Mammalia, Carnivora, Felidae. The coding region runs from base 165 to 728 and encodes 187 amino acids. The record is from RefSeq and is a predicted model, not a curated record.